UCAAGAGACAACCAGCAUCCUGCCGCGGAAAGGUUUCCGGGGUCAUUGCGACCCAGCCCAUUGGGCAACUCUAUCUCCGGCUCCUGAGUCCAAGACGUUGCCUCCUGCGAACCUGACUCCGGCUCCUGAGACCAAGGCGCUGUCUCCUACGGCCUCGGCUCCGAGUACUCCGGCUCUUGUGACUCCGACUCCUGCUCUUGUGGACCCGACUCCUGUUCCUGUAUCCAAGACGAAGGAUCGCAUCGUGAUCACAAAGAUAGAAACUCUACCACCUGGGAAACGUCUCCUACAGAACAAAUCCAGGACUAAGUGGAGAUUUACCCCGAUUGCCAAGUGGGGUCAUACUGACCCAGCAACAUUACAAUCGGUGGAAUUAAGAUCGUCAUCUAUACCGAGACCGACUCCAGUCCUACCGAGCCCUACACCAGCUCCUGUUCCUGAGGCUACAUCGAGUGAUCCGAACUUGUCCUCCAAGGUAGAAACCUUUCUCAUACCCAUCACAGUUCCGGCUCCCGAAGACGUAUCGGCUCCUGAGAUCCAGGCGAAGGACGUUAUCCCGAUCUCCAGGAUAGAAACCUUUUUACCGUGGAAGCUCUAUCCAAUUGAUCUUCCACCAAGAGCUCCACGUGUCCGACGCCCUCUUCAUCCCAUUGAUCCAGAGAACUCUGUGGCGACACAAACCGACCAUAUCUUCAAGACGCCUAUACGACCACGAUUCCUGAAGACCCGACUGAGUCCUAUUCCAUCCACUCCAAUAGGCAAGCCUAGGACUCCCGGACGGAACCUGGUGGUCCCGCUAGAGAAUAUCUUCAAGAAGAAGUCAAUCAUAAAACAAUUAUUCAAAAAACCAUAA
Messenger RNA from Temnothorax curvispinosus, 853 nucleotides. RefSeq names its product metalloprotease TIKI2-like. Lineage: Eukaryota; Metazoa; Arthropoda; Insecta; Hymenoptera; Formicidae. The annotation marks the transcript as partial. The transcript has a single exon. The record is from RefSeq and is a predicted model, not a curated record.